Messenger RNA from Sporothrix brasiliensis 5110, 1179 nucleotides. Its product is annotated as UDPglucose--hexose-1-phosphate uridylyltransferase. The transcript is spliced from 2 exons. The record is from RefSeq and is a predicted model, not a curated record. Bases 1 to 1179 code for a protein of 392 amino acids. Gene Ontology annotation, molecular function: UDP-glucose:hexose-1-phosphate uridylyltransferase activity; zinc ion binding. Gene Ontology annotation, biological process: beta-D-galactose catabolic process via UDP-galactose, Leloir pathway. NCBI's taxonomy places the organism in Eukaryota, Fungi, Ascomycota, Sordariomycetes, Ophiostomatales, Ophiostomataceae. Gene Ontology annotation, cellular component: cytoplasm.
AUGCCCGACGAAAUCCUCAACGACAUCUCGCACCGGCGGUACAGUCCGCUGACCGGCGAGUGGCUCCUGGUGUCGCCGCACCGGACCAAGCGGCCAUGGCAGGGCCAACAGGAGGCCCCCUCCAAGAACACGCUGCCCGAGUACGAUCCCCAGUGCUACCUCUGCCCGGGCAACAAGCGCGCCCAGGGCGACGCCAACCCGGUCUACGACAACACCUUUGUCUUUGUCAACGACUACAGCGCCGUCAAAGAGACCCAGGCCGCGUACGCCCCGGCCGCAGAGACGGGCAAGGACGGCGACCUCGAGUCGCUGCUGCUGCGCGCCGAGGCCACCACCGGCAAGUGCUAUGUGUUGACCUUCUCGCCCAAGCACCACGUGACCCUCGCCGACAUGGCCGCCCGCGACAUCCUGCCCGUCAUCCUGACGUGGACGCGCAUCUACGCCGCCCACCUGGCGCCCACGCACCCCGUCUACGCCGCCGCGACGCAGUUCUUGGCGGCCCACCCGCCGACGUCCGCGCACGACACCGUCCCGCGCCCGGCCCGCCAGCUGCGCUACAUGCAAAUCUUUGAGAACAAGGGCGCCGCCAUGGGCUGCUCGAACCCGCACCCGCACUGCCAGAUCUGGACGACGUCGAGCCUGCCGCAGGAGCCCGAGAAGGAGCUCACGCAGAUGCGCCGGUACCGCGCGACGCACGGCCCCGCGCGCCACCUGCUGGGCGACUACGUCCAGCUGGAGCGGGCCAAGCAGGAGCGCGUCGUCUACGAGAACGACGCCUUCCUGGUCGUCUGCCCCUGGUGGGCCAUCUGGCCCUUUGAGGUCCUGGUCGUCGCCACGCGCCACGUGCGCGCCCUCGUCGAGCUGUCCGACGCCGAGCGCGGGCACCUGGCCGACGCCAUCCAGGAGGUCACGCGCCGCUACGACAACCUGUUUGAGACCAGCUUCCCCUACUCGUCGGGCAUCCACCAGGCGCCCCUCGACACCCUGGGCGCCGACGACGAGGCCGACAGCAGCUGGCUGCACAUGCACUUUUACCCGCCGCUGCUGCGGUCCGCGACCGUGCGCAAGUUUUUGGUCGGCUACGAGCUGCUGGGCGAGCCGCAGCGCGACAUUACGCCCGAGCAGGCGGCCGCCAAGCUGCGGGCCUGCGGCGGCGAGCUCUACCGGAAGAGAUUGUAG